AUGGCAGAGGAGUGGGAGCUGAGAGGCGUGCAGAAGCAGAUCUCAUUCGGGUCGUGCCAGGAGAGGAAGAUGUUCCCUCUGCACCAUGCCCCGGGCAGGCUGGGCAUCCAGCACCCUCCCAGCAGGGGACACCCUGUGCUCGGGCCAGGCUCUUACCUCACUCAAGAAAGAAGCAGCCUCAGAUCCUCUUUGGAAAACAAACCACUGAGCAAGAAAGGCUACGUGCUAGGAGCAAGGACAGCCCAGCGUUUCCCACCAGAGCCCCAGCCUGUGAGUCCUGGCCCAGCAGUGUACCAGUCAUUCUGGAAGAAAGAAGGAAAAUGCCAGCCUGCCUAUGCUCCAUUUUCUGCUAAGACACCACGAUUUCCAGAUAAGCCUUCAGAUAAAGAACUUUUCCCUGGACCUGGAACUUAUGAAGCAGACAAGCAAUUACACAAACAAAUCACUUGGCCAAUGAAGUUUGGGUCUCCAGACUGGUCUUUAGGGCCAAUGUCAGCACAGAGGAUGCCAAAAAUGGAGGUCCAGAAGCUGACCAUGGACAGAGAAUUGAGGAGACACCGGGACCGACUGGCCUACCUGAGUCUGUACUACAGCUGA
Molecule: messenger RNA, 597 nt
Organism: Merops nubicus (carmine bee-eater)
Lineage: Eukaryota; Metazoa; Chordata; Aves; Coraciiformes; Meropidae
Gene: CIMAP3
Product: primary cilia formation
Exons: 6
Coding region: 1-597 (198 amino acids)
Biological process (GO): regulation of cell projection organization
Cellular component (GO): ciliary basal body
Molecular function (GO): cytoskeletal protein binding
Source: RefSeq, a predicted model, not a curated record